Molecule: messenger RNA, 378 nt
Organism: Cylicocyclus nassatus
Lineage: Eukaryota; Metazoa; Nematoda; Chromadorea; Rhabditida; Strongylidae
Source: the annotation of a GenBank genome assembly
AUGAAAUAUUGCUGGCUUGCGGAAGUGGCAAAGAUAGUUCAAAAAUACCAAGGACGUCUUUCUGGAGUGGAGGCUUUCAAUUACAGAGUGAAAAAUAGAGGUAACGCAAAACCAGAUAUGGGUCAACUCCUGGAAGGAUUUAGAACACAAUUUGAGGGAAAAAUUUCAGCGUUUGUACCUAUGGUUAUCAAUGAAUUUGCGGUGCUACCAUUCGGGUGCAGCUUCACCAACGGGAAAGUGAUGGAGAUUGAUUGUCUCUUCCUGACUGAAAACUUCUUCGAAUUCUUGGUUCAGCUUGCACAAAUCGGAGGAAAAGAAGUUAAACCUCCUAGUUUGAUAUUUUUAGCACCUUAUCUGCAACGACUCCUUGCUGAAUAA